Messenger RNA from Alternaria ventricosa, 7050 nucleotides. RefSeq lists its product as uncharacterized. Bases 1 to 7050 code for a protein of 2349 amino acids. The transcript is spliced from 5 exons. The record is from RefSeq and is a predicted model, not a curated record. Lineage: Eukaryota; Fungi; Ascomycota; Dothideomycetes; Pleosporales; Pleosporaceae.
AUGUCUGGCCCCUUCCGCUUCCAGCAAGAGGAAGCCAGAUCGCCGCUACUGACUCGUGUUAGCGAUCGGACCGCGUCGCCCUUCUCCGCAGGCCAGCCUGUGUCGUUCAAGACCAACGUCAACCGUGCCAAAACCAAGAAAUGGGUCCAGGCAAAGAAGAACGCCUACGACGGCGACGAUUGGGGCGGCUACGACGAGUAUGACGAAUACGGCGUCAACCAGGAGCCCGAGCAGCCACAGCCUCUGGCGCAGCGAUACUAUGCCCAGCGGACUGAGCAACCAUCGCGCAGCUUCACCGACCCGUCCCAGCAGGCGCCCCUCCCACGAGCCCGAAGAAAUUCCUUCGAGCACGGCGAGGAACAGCGCGCUUUCUCCUCAACAAUACCGCAACCCCAACAUGGACAUGGCCAUGAGCAUGAGCAGGGCUAUCACGUGGGAGAAAGAAGCGACUUCAGCCCCUCUGCCAUGCCCCCGCCUCUCCAGACUCGCAUAUCCCAGGUCCCUGCCGAUUUCGCCCCGCCGCUCAAUACACAAUUCCCCCCGCGCAAGAGCAGUAUAGGCCAGGGAGACAUGCCAAUGCCUACUUCGCCACGAUCACGCAAUGGCAGUCAGGCAUCUGACAAGCCGCUACCCUUCAUCAGACCAGCCGACAUAUACAAGCGGCACCAAGAGGAGCGGGAGCGGGCGUCAAUGGAAUCAUCGCGACCAAGCCUGGGCCCUCUUUCCUCCCCGACACAGGACAAUGUCGUCUCCGCUCAAGAAGGCGGACGAUCGCUGCAGCCCAUGGAAACUGUCGCUGAGCGCAAGAGCGAGUAUCUGCCUGAUUAUGAUGCAGCAGCCCCGCACGACAAACAACAACCCCAGCAAGAUCAACCCCUUGUGUCACCACAGGAUGACCAGGGUCUACGCUCCGUAGUUGAUCAAGCAUUUACUCGCGCUGAUGAAUCGCGCUCCGUUCCGCCAACGCCCAUAUCAAAUGACAACGAUUCAACCUCAGACCUUCUGAGGAGCAACACUGGAAGCACUUCCGGAAUCAGCCCAAUCAUGAGCCGCGUGCCCAGCUCAGCAGCCUCAGCAUUGAAAAACCGUGAUCAGGCAGAAAGCACCACACCCGCCAUUGCAGAAGAACCAAGUGAAGUCACGACGCCCGUCACCCAGCCAACCUCCGCGAAGAUCGUCGAGCCCAUGCACAACGUUCCACGAAAACCGUCGCCAGGUCACAGUCGCAACUUCUCCAACUCCUCUCUACCGCGCAGUGGCCUCGCUACGCCCACACGCGGUGACAGUCCUGCACGAUCCCCUGUCUUAGCACCGAGCAGAGACGUACCCCAACCCGAAUCCGCUCUUGUCACGACGGAAAGCAACGAAACUCCGGGCGCAAUGGAAGGCGACCUUCAAGGUUCAUCCCCUGCAUAUGCUACUCGCGAGGCAGACAUUGCUACUGCUGUUAGGGACGGUCCAGACAAUGGCGCACCCGCACUGGGCGCUUCAGAGCUUCAAUCACAGAACAAUUUCCUCGAAUCGCAUAACGCGCAGAGCCCUCUCGAUGAUGGCUUGCCGCGCGAUCGCUCAGAGUCUCCAAGCAAGGGUCGUGUGCAGGCGUUGGCUGGCAAAUUCGGAGAGGUAGCAUCCUCGAGACGUGGCUCUACACAGUCCAAUCGUUCGAGGAACAGUGUUCAAUCGUGGGAACGGAGCAACGACAAUUCACGUGCGGCGUCUCCAACGAAAGCUAGCCCUUCGAAACCUAGUAGUCCUGUCAAAGAAUUUCGUCCCCAUCUUCCAGGCCAGUGGGAGUCUUAUGCAACUACCGCUAUGACACCUUCGGAUCAGGGCGAGCACGACCGUCGAUUGAGUUUCGCGAACAAUGGUCCGAGUGCGCUCACCAAAUCCGAUCUGACGCCUACAACGGACAAGCAGCCACUUGCUGGGGCAUUGUCGGCAGAAACAGACACCCCAGACCCGCUCGCCGCUCUUAGAGAUGCUGGAGCUGCGAUGGUCAAUUCUAUCCGCACAACCUUGGGUGCCGAUGACCAAACGUCCGAGACUCAACAGCAGCAAGCACGCCGUGCUGACCAUGGAAAUAUCUAUCUACCAAGGCCUCUUCAGCUAGAUCGUACGGGCACCUCCGGCUCAAGCGUGCCCCCAACCCCCCCUGCGAAAGACACUCCGGAAUCAGAGUUUCCACCACCCCCGCCUUUGAAAGAGAGGCCCUCACAGCCCUUUAAGAGUCAGCCUAAGCGGCCGAGUCUCGAUCCUCAGUUGAGUACUGACCCUUCAGCUGAAGACCAGGAAAGCGACCGUCUUCGCAAGGAGAUUGUCGCCAGUCUCAGCCCUUUCAAGGCUCCAGCGUCGCCGGCCAGCGAGUCUAAUCAAGCCUCGCUCCACCCCGUCAGCCCAGGCACAAAUCGUGCUAGCUCUAUUCUGCCCAGUGAGUAUGAUACCUACUGGGCAGAUGAAGACCGGGCUUCUCGUCGAUCUUCGCAGGUUACUGAGCGCUAUGCUCAAGAUCAGCCAUCCGAUGCGACCGUGUCUUUCCUCCCACAAUCGGAAGAACCGACCAAGCCUGUGAUACUCAAUCGAUUUAGCUGGGAAGCAAGCAAUCCGCAACUGCAAACACCAGACCAGCAAGCGCAGGGUGAAGCCGCUGUUGAGCCUACAAAAGCCUCACAGGCAACGGAGAGUCCUAUUCCCACCGUGGAACGAGCUGCAGAUCAAGAACGGCAAGAGUGGUCAGAAGGCCUUUCAGACUCGUACUUUGGCCCAGAGCACACUUUCACGGUUACUAAACCUGACCCUAGUAGUAGCAGUGAUAUGCCGCAACGAUCUGCUUCUCCAACCGUUGAUACUGCGCGCUCCGUAAUCAGCCCUGCUCGAGAAGAAACACGCUCUCCGCGACUUCAUGUUGUUAACACAGAGCUCAGUCCCGAAGCCGUGGAUCUACCUCCACGUUUCAGUGUGGAGCAUGAGCAGCCCUCGGGAUUCAGAGGAUCCGGCUUAAACGAGAAGCAACAGAUAGAGCAGCCUGCGGAACAUCCCGCAAUCGUGCCAUCUGACGAGGAGCCGAAAACACCUAUUGCCGUACAGGAGCCUUCGCCGAAGUCGCCAAGCACGGACAAGCCUUUGGGCGCUCGGGAGAUAGCAACGCUUAACACCGCUGCUGAGCGAAUUGACACCUACAACAAGACACGCGAGUACUGGGCGACAGUUGAUCAUGGCCUUAAUGACUGGCUACGUUCUGCGCUCGAAGCAAACCCCGAGCUGGCUACGCAGACGUACCCAGUACAGCGUAUGCCUACGAGCUCGGCACGUCACAGGCACACAGGCUCUCUUGCACUGUUUGGCAAACUUGGUGGUUCGAGUAGCUACGACGUGAGCGCUGAUCAGAAUAAUAAUGCUAGCGUACCAGUUCCCGCGAACUCAGGCUCUCCCACCAACCCUGCACCUUCUGGUUCAGGAUUUGGCGGACGAAUUGCAAACCAGCAGAUGCAAUUGAAAGGCAAGGACUUGCUUCAUACUGCUAAUGUGUUAGGAGGGAAAGGCAUGACCAGUGCGAAGGGAUUGUUUGCGAAAGGCAAGAGCCGUUUCGGCCGUGAAAAGGCGCAUUUGGGCAUAUUGCCCUCGCCAGCAAAGAGUGCCUUUUCAAAUCAGGGCAAGGACGCUGAAGACUAUGUUCCUCCUGUUCCCCCCAUCCCAAACGAGGUUGCCAUCAAGCAUUAUCGACUUUUUGCUGACGAUGAUAACAUCUCUGGUGCGCAAGAAAGGGCGAAUGACUAUAAGAGAAUGCUUCGUGGCCCAGAGGAAUCUUUCCAAUCAGACCUACCUACAGCAGAAUCUGGUCAUCUCCGACGCGACGGGUUUCAAUUCGGGUUCAGUGACGAAUCGCCAGAGAGGGUCAGAGAUGAUCGCAUCGAUGAUGACGAUCAACCGCCACAAUUGAAUCACGAUCCAUUACCAGCAUCCUCGCGACAUGGUCAACAAUCGCCGCCUAUGUUCACUAACAGACACCUGGAUGUGAGCGAUGAAGACAGCGACAGGGAGCCUGUUCGUGGAAGAAGUCUUGCACCAUUGACAGCACUGAAUGCGAAGCAGGAAUCUGACAGUGUCAGCCCUGUACUACCUCCUGUGGGCAAAUCUGCCAGUACGGCAUCGAACAAGAACGGGAGAGUGCAGGAUGUCGAGCGCGAUGACCAACUGCAUGGAGCCCGAGUCAUCAGGUAUGAAGAUACACCCUUCGUGCUGGCGCGACAGCCACUAGACAAUGUCGCUGCCAUAGAAAGGCCGUCUAUGGAUCCCACCAAUACCCUAAGUUCGAAAGAAAAGCCCCAGGAGUCUGCAGAACACUCGUUACCGGAUAUCGGACACGAGACCCUUGUUUACGGCAGCUCUUCGGUUCCGCCGCACCACGCAGUCCACAAGCUCGCCAGCGCAGAACGAACGAUCCGCCACAAAGAACGUGCAUCUAAUGUUGAGUCGCCUACUCUGGGUCUUCUUGAUGAUGCCUUUCGUACUGGCAAAGUCUGGCGAGUAUCGUCGCUCGAAGCUAAUGUACCUGCAUCCGAUGCGCCGUUGGAUCUGAAAGACGACGAGGGCAUGUCGAACGCUGAAAAGGCGGAUGCGGAACGCGCUUUCAGUCCUGUGUGGUUUGCUCAGAGUGACUUGCAGCUUCCGACAAGCACUCGGAAUCUCGGGAAUGCAGAUGGAAGCGCAGGAACCCGCGCGACAACAUCUGGAGAAGAACGCGACGCAAACGCACGCAGUCGAGUAAUGGCCGUUGGCGCGAUUGCAGCCCCAGCCCAGCAGGCAAUACGAAGACAUGGGGACCGGGAGCCUUCGCUUAGCCACACCCUUGCGGGGGCCAGUGCUGCGGCGGCUGACAGCGACACCUCGACGCGCUCCGCGCCGCCCUCCUUAGUUGUCGACGCCGCUGAAAGGCAUACCGCCGCCUCCGGAUCACUUAAUCAGUCAUGGGACCGCGGACACAACACCAUUGAUCCACGCGUGGCUGAGCGCGCUUCCGAUGACAUGGGGGACAAAAGCAACCUCGUCACGCCCGCCGGGCAGGUUCCGCGCAUCAUCACUCAGAACAGUCCGGAGACACCCAAGGCUGGACAAUUGUACAGCGAGCAUUCACGUCCCGCGAUGUCAAACGGUUACUUCCAUGGUCAAGCCAACUUUCCGGACUUCAAGCACCAAGCACAGCAACUCCAGAUUUCACAUCCCGCUACGGCGGCUCCAGAACGGUCAAGAUCCAUGCUCUCGCAGAUAUCUGCCAUGGUCUCUGACGAGGGAAGCAACCCUUAUUCUCAAACAUCUACUGGAAGAUCGACCCCGUCAACAAUUCGUCGUAUGCAGCCGGAGUCCACCGUGAAGCCUUCGGCAGUCCCGCCACAGAUCCCAGAGGAGAUUCUGAUGUCGUAUGGUGGAGACAAUGAUUUUGAUCUUUACGCAGAUCAUAACGGAGUUGUCAAGGAUGUGCAAGACGAGCGUGGUCAGCCUUUGCGACUUGGGGAUCUCGAGGUACCAGGGACAACUACCCGACAACAGCCGCCACGGCCUUCAACUUCCGGUCUUGCGACAGCGCCAGCAUCUCGCGAUGGUGAACGUCCACGAUACAGUUUUGAAAGGCCAAUGAGCUUCGUCUCAGGACCCGAAGACCAAGACGGCAAACCUCAAGAUCAGAUCAACCAGGCCGCGUCUGCGAAUGCAAGGGAACUUCCUCCAGUCGCUGAGCAGCAUCGCAAUCAGCCCAAGCAAUCACUAUACAUGGAUACAGUGUACUCGCCGAAGCCGCCAGCAAACGUGGCACCGCUAACGGAUCAGAGCGCAUUGAGGCACCAGCCAACGCUUGCAUCUGGCCCAUCUCCACCCAAGAAUAUCUUCCAGGCGGUAAAGUCAAUCGACCCCAGUAACAAAACGACCCAGAUUACUGUCAAUUCUUGGCGUUCUGCGGGCGACCAAGCUUCCCAGCAAGCAGUUUCCGGAAGUCCUAAUCUCAACUGUCAGUUACCACAGGCCAAUCAAGCUUCGAGUCAUGUCCCGCUAGCAGAACAGGAGAUGUCAGCAAUCCCGGGGCCACAGAGUAACUCGAAUCGCGCACAAGGGCAGAUCGAACCCCAUGGACCAAGAAAUCAAUUUGAACUGCAACAGCAAUUGUUGCAGAGGCAAGGGCAAUACCAAGUUGCGGAGUUCAAACCACCCACCAAUUCGUCGUCUCCACCUGUAGAACAAGCAUCAAGACACCAGGAGAAGUCAUCUUCGAAACCUCGGCUUACAUCAAUGUUCAAGAGCUUUGGUGGCAAGACACAGCCGAAGCUUCAGCCUACGACCAACGCUGGUAAUACAGCCAUGAUUUCGCAGUUCAAGCCACUUCCACCAAAUCCCAGUUCUGGUACUCCGUUUCACUCCGUAAUGGACAAAUUCAUGCGCCCUAGAGAGGCAUCGGCAGAAAGGCUUAUCGACCAGUCACAUUCUUCUCUGCCGCAUAGUCGCCCAACUAUGGGGCAGCAACCGCAGUUUGGUCAGGCUUCAUUGCAGGUACAGUCGGUAGACCUCCGUGUUGAUUCGAAAAAACCCAUUGCACUCUCCCUUCCGAGCGGCUUUUCAUCCCAGCAGCCACCGUCAACAUCCAAUGUUCAAGUCCAGGCCCAUCAAGUAUCACACUCGAAAACACCAGAAUCUGGCAAGAAGAAGAGACUCUCCGCAUUGGGCGCUCUAUUCAUUCGAGGUGGUGCGAAUGGUGAUGGACCGGCUACAAAAUACAACAUGUCAAAAGAAGGAAAGAAGGCACAGAGUAGUCAACAGGCUACCGCUGCUCCAGCUGCUUCAACCGCUUUUCAAAGAAUACCUCAGCAUCAGCAGAACAAGUUGCAGCAAUCUGGUCUAUCAUACUAUCCUCCUGGACAACUUCCGCCUCAUACCAUACAAAUACAAUAUUUGAGAACACUCUUGCGCACACGCGAGAUCAAGGUUCGCAUCCACCGCCUGGAGGAUACUAUGAGCACCAUGUCGAAGCAGGUCCAGCUGGGCGUGGAGCCUACGCAGCUUCUUUAG